AUGAAACCAAUAGCGCAAUUAUUGAGGUCCAAAGGAUUUGAAUCUGUCUUCUAUCUAGACGCCAUUUUGGUAUUUGGAGAGUCAGCACAAGAAUGCCGAAAAAAUAUUCAAGAGACUCGGAAGUUAAUUGAAAAAGCCGGACUAAUAUUAAACAUGGAAAAAUGUGUCCUUGAACCAUCGAAAGAAGUGAAAUUUUUGGGUUUCCUUUUUGAUUCGGAAAAAUUCUGUCUUAGAUUACCACAAAGCAACAGAAAUCAAAUAUACGAUCUCGCGAGAAAGUUUCAGACCAUCAGUCAUUGUCAAAUCAGGAAAUUUUCCGAAUUUAUUAGAAUUUUAGUAGCUGCCAGUCUCGGGGUUCGAUAUGAGAAUUUAUACAUUAAGAAUUUUGAAAGAGAAAAAUUUUUAGCUUUGCAAAAAACAAAUGGAAAUUACGAUAAAACCAUGGAAAUAUCGGACAAUCUAAUCCCAGACUUAGAGCGGUGGACAAGAAAUAUAAAAGAGUGCGUCAACCCGAUAAGAGAGGACCAUUUUGAGAUGGAAAUCUUCAGCGAUGCCUCGUUAACAGGCUGGGGAGUAGCGUGCGAGGGAAAUCGGUCACAUGGGUUUUGGAACAUGGAAGAGCGAAAAGAACAUAUUAAUUAUCUCGAAUUAAAAGCGGUAUUUUACGGACUCAAAUGCUUUGCCAAGGAUAAACAUUCGUGUGAAAUAUUGCUUCGUGUCGAUAAUACGACGGCGUUAUCGUACAUAAACCGUAUGGGUAGCAUUCAGUUUCCAAAGUUGUCAAAUUUGUCAAAGGAAAUCUGGCAAUGGUGCGAGAUUCGCGACUUGUGGAUUUUCGCUUCGUACAUUAUUUCUCGCGACAAUAAAGGCGCAGACGAGGAAUCGAGAGUCAAACAAAACGAAACCGAAUGGGAAUUAGCUAGCUGGGCAUAUAAUCAAGUAGAUACAACCUUCGGGAAAUUCGACAUAGAUUUGUUCGCAUCGAACGUAAAUGCAAAGUGCAGAAAAUUCGUCUCAUGGCACAGAGACCCAGAGGCGUGCGCGGUAGAUGCUUUUCCCAUACCGUGGACAAAUUUAUAUUUCUACGCUUUUCCACCAUUCGCUGUCAUCCUCAGAACAAUUAGAAAAAUAAUUGCUGCGAAAGCAAACGGGGUGUUGGUUGUGCCUUUCUGGCCAACACAGUCGUGGUACCCCCUGUUUCAGAAAUUGUUUGUGAGCCAACCGAUCCUUUUUCAUCCAGAAAAUGAUUUGUUAAUUGAUAAUUGCAGGCAAUUCCAUCCGUUGCGAACCUCGCUUUUCCUGGUUGUCGGGAAGUUAUCGGGCAAGCGUUUGUCAUGA
Molecule: messenger RNA, 1338 nt
Organism: Neodiprion fabricii
Lineage: Eukaryota; Metazoa; Arthropoda; Insecta; Hymenoptera; Diprionidae
Exons: 1
Coding region: 1-1338 (445 amino acids)
Molecular function (GO): DNA binding; site-specific DNA-methyltransferase (adenine-specific) activity
Source: RefSeq, a predicted model, not a curated record